Messenger RNA from Lycium ferocissimum, 2100 nucleotides. RefSeq names its product U3 small nucleolar RNA-associated protein 14-like. Gene Ontology annotation, biological process: rRNA processing. The record is from RefSeq and is a predicted model, not a curated record. The transcript is spliced from 9 exons. Gene Ontology annotation, cellular component: nucleolus; small-subunit processome. Lineage: Eukaryota; Viridiplantae; Streptophyta; Magnoliopsida; Solanales; Solanaceae. The coding region runs from base 109 to 2100 and encodes 663 amino acids.
ACUAAACACUCAUGCCUCUUGAUUUGCGCUACUUCUUCCACUAAAAACCUUCAUUCACCACCACUCUCCCCGGCGGCGCGUCAAAUCCACCGCCCUCCUAUUCUUCUUAUGGCAGGUCUAAAGAGAAAAAGCAAUGAAGGAAACAAACAAAACAAAGCGCGUGACUUUAAGAACAAAAAACAACGUGGUGGUAAUAAUAAAGGGAAAGAUGGUAAAAGAAAAGGUCCACGUUUACCUAAUGCUAUGUUAAAAGAGCUUCAAAUAAGAAAAAGGUAUAAUGAAUCCGAUGAUGAAGAAAUUGGUACUGAUGAUGCUAUUAAUGACUUUUAUGAAUACGAAGAAGCUGUUGCUGAAGAAGAAACCAGAAAAAAUCGUCGGUUUGAUCCUGUUGAAAAUUUUCAAUAUGAACUUCCUGAUGAAUUUGAGGAUGAAAAUGUAUCUUCAGAUGAUGAAGAUGGUGAUGGUGAUGAGGAUGGACGGAGAGGAGACAAUGAUGAGGAAGAGGAAGAGGAUGAUGGAAGGCAUUCGCGAUUGUUGCAAGAUAUCACUGGACUUCCCACUGAUGCUUUUGAUGGCAAGAAGAAGAAAAAUGAUGUUAUCAUAUCUGAGGCAUAUUCAGAGUCUGAGUAUAAUCCCAGUCGUGAUAUUUUGGAUGGGGAUGGCCGCAUUAGCAUCCAGGAUCUUCUGGACCCACUCCAUGGGAAGUCUGACUAUAGCAAACUUAGAAAGACCAUGAGUCGGAUGGAGAAGAAGUCCAUGCCCAUUCAUGCACCUCUUCCGAAACCAGAUCAAGAGAGAUUGGAUAGAAAGGCAGCUUAUGGUUUUAUGCAGAAGGAUGUUACGAAAUGGGAACCUCAUGUCAAAAGAAACAGAGAGGCACCGACUAUUUAUUUUGACGAAGAUAAGGAUGUGGGAUUUUCUACUGUAGGAGCAAUAGCUGCUGAAUUUGAACCAAGAACUGAUUUUGAGAAAAAAAUUGCUUCCCUUUUCAAUGACCAUGAGGUCGUUGAAGCUCAUAAAAAAGAUGGUGCAAGACUUCUUGAACUUAAUAAGAUUUCUGUAGAAGAUGUGAGGGAGCGGCAAAACCAGCUUGCUAAGAUGAAAAGUCUUCUUUUCCGUCAUGAAAUGAAGGCAAAACGAGUCAAGAAGAUAAAAUCAAAAGUGUAUCAUCGUUUGCUGAAAAAAGACAGAUUGAAGCUAGCAGGUACUGCAAUGGAAACAGAUCCGGAAGCAGCCAAAGAGCAGGCAAUGAAACAAGAAUUCAAAAGGGCAGAGGAGCGCUUGACUCUGAAGCACAAGAACAGCUCCAAGUGGGCAAAGCGCAUCUUAAAACGUGGCUUGGAUUUGCAAGAUGAAGGAACUCGAGCUGCUAUUCAUGAACAGCUGAAUCAACAUGCCCUUUUGUCCAGAAAAGCAAAUAACAUGAAAGACAGUAGUGGUAGUAGUAGUGAAGAAAGCAGUGAUGAGGAUGACCUUGAUGAGGCUUCUGAUGGAUCGGAUCAGGAAGCUGCAGUAAAACUGUUGAAGAAAGCAAAGGACAAGACCACUCAAGUCUUAGAAGGGGAUGAAGAAUUGCCAGUGUCAGGAGUGCUUUCCUUACCUUUCAUGGUCCGUGGAUUGAAAAGAAGGAAAGAGGCAGCCGAUGGAAAACAAAGCUUGUCUAGAGAUAUGGGCAUCAUUGAAAAAGUUAGAAGACAACAACGAGCCAAAAACUCAAGGAACAAAUUUUCACGGUCUAUACUUUCCUCUGCACCUUUACUCCUGAAGACCAUCAUUAAUGAAGACGCAGACAGUGUUCAUGAAAGCCAACGCUUGAAGAUCUCAAAGGAGUUGAUGGGGUUUCCUCGGGCAUCUCCUAAAUUGGAAAUAAUAUGUGAACAAUCAGAAAUGGACACGGAUGUGCUUUUUGAGAUGGCUGGAUCCCCCUCUCUAACUCUUUCUUAUCAUCUAGACUCUUUUUCUUUGAAGCACACAAGGAUGUGGGAUUGUGGCCUAGUGGUGAUUGAAGUGGGUUGGGUUGAUCCACAAGGAAGAGUCUCAACAGCGGCAUAUCUUUCAGCAUUCUCAUACUUGCCAAUCCCUCCAAUGAUGGCAAUGUGA